Molecule: messenger RNA, 4281 nt
Organism: Artibeus jamaicensis (Jamaican fruit-eating bat)
Lineage: Eukaryota; Metazoa; Chordata; Mammalia; Chiroptera; Phyllostomidae
Gene: ITGA1
Product: integrin subunit alpha 1
Exons: 29
Coding region: 24-3563 (1179 amino acids)
Biological process (GO): cell adhesion mediated by integrin; integrin-mediated signaling pathway; cell-matrix adhesion
Cellular component (GO): integrin complex; external side of plasma membrane
Molecular function (GO): integrin binding
Source: RefSeq, a predicted model, not a curated record
UCUGCGCUGCGGCCGCUCCGGCCAUGGGCCCCCGGAGCCCUGCUCGCCCAGGGGUUGCUGUCGCCUGCGGCUGGCUUCUCACCGUUGUUCUCAGCGUCUGCAUGUCAUUCAAUGUCGACGUGAAGAACUCCAUGACCUUCAGCGGCCCCGUGGAGGACAUGUUCGGGUACACCGUGCAGCAGUAUGAAAAUGAAGAAGGAAAAUGGGUGCUCAUCGGCUCCCCGCUGGCCGGCCAGCCCAGGAACAGGACCGGGGACGUCUACAAGUGUCCCGUGGGCAGAGGAGAGCCGUUGCCUUGCAUGAAGUUGCAUCUACCAGUUAAUACAUCGAUCCCCAAUGUCACAGAAGUAAAGGAGAACAUGACGUUCGGGUCCACGCUGGUCACCAACCCCCAUGGAGGGUUUCUGGCCUGUGGGCCCCUCUAUGCCUACAGAUGUGGACAUUUGCAUUACACCACGGGAAUCUGUUCCGACGUCAGCCCCGCUUUUCAAGUCGUGAAUUCCAUUGCCCCCGUGCAAGAGUGCAGCACCCAGCUGGACAUUGUCAUCGUGCUGGACGGCUCCAACAGCAUCUACCCCUGGGCCAGUGUGACUGAGUUCCUGAACAACCUCCUGGAGAGAAUGGACAUCGGCCCCAAACAGACCCAGGUUGGAAUUGUGCAGUAUGGAGAGAACGUCACCCACGAGUUCAACCUCAGCACCUACGCGUCGACGGAGGAAGUGCUGGUCGCUGCCAACAAAAUAGUCCAGAGAGGCGGCCGCCAGACGAAAACAGCCCUUGGAAUAGACACGGCCAGGAAAGAGGCUUUCACGGAGGCCCGGGGCGCCCGGAGAGGGGUUAAAAAGGUCAUGGUCAUUGUGACCGAUGGCGAGUCUCAUGACAACCACCGACUGAGCCAGGUCAUCCAGGACUGCGAGGACGACGGCAUCCAGCGGUUCUCCAUAGCUAUCCUUGGCAGCUACAGCCGAGGAAAUUUAAGCACCGAAGCCUUUGUGGAGGAAAUCAAGUCGAUCGCGAGCGAGCCCACUGAAAAGCACUUCUUCAACGUCUCUGACGAGCUGGCCCUCGUCAGCAUCGUGGAGGCUCUGGGGGAGAGAAUAUUUGCCCUGGAAGCCACGGCUGACCAGUCGGCGGCUUCGUUCGAAAUGGAGAUGUCGCAGACCGGCUUCAGUGCACACUACUCACAGGAGUGGGUCAUGCUGGGCGCAGUAGGAGCCUACGAUUGGAAUGGGACGGUGGUCAUGCAGAAAGCAAGUCAAAUCGUCAUCCCCGACAACACCACCUUCAACGUGGAGCCCGCCAAAAGGAAGGAGCCGCUCGCUUCCUAUCUAGGGUACACGGUCACCUCCGCCACCGUCCCGGGAGACGUGCUGUACAUCGCGGGCCAGCCCCGGUACAACCACACGGGCCAGGUGGUCAUCUACCGGAUGGAAGGUGGGGACGUCCAGAUCCUGCAGACCCUCCAUGGAGAGCAGAUCGGCUCCUACUUCGGCAGCGUUCUAACCACGGUGGACGUGGACAGAGACUCUAACACCGACAUCUUGCUGGUUGGGGCGCCCACGUUCAUGGGCGCGGAGAAGGAGGAGCAAGGGAAGGUGUACGUGUACUCUGUGGACCAGACAAGGUUUGAAUACCAAAUGAGCCUGGAGCCCGUUAAACAGACCUGCUGUUCGGCCCUGAAGCACAAUUCGUGCACCAAAAAGCACAAACACGAGCCCUGCGGGGCCCGUUUCGGGACGGCGAUCGCGGCUGUGAAGGACCUCAACCUGGACGGACUGAACGACGUGGUGAUCGGCGCGCCGCUGGAAGGCGACCACGCGGGCGCGGUGUACAUCUACCACGGCAGCGGCCGGACGCUGCGCAGACAGCACGUGCAGCGUAUUCCAUCCGGUGGAGACGGCGAGACGCUGAAAUUCUUCGGCCAGUCCAUCCACGGAGAAAUGGAUCUAAACGGGGACGGUCUGACAGAUGUGACGAUCGGCGGCCUGGGUGGUGCUGCCCUCUUCUGGUCCCGAGAUGUGGCUGUCAUUAAAGUGACCAUGAGUUUUGAGCCAAACAAAGUGAAUAUUCAGAAGAAAAACUGUCGCAUGGAGGGAAAGGAAACAGUGUGCAUCAAUGCUACAGUGUGUUUUCAGGCGAAACUGAAGUCUAAGGAAGACACGGUUUACGAAGCUGAUGUGCAGUACCGCGUCACGCUGGAUUCGCUCAGACAGAUAUCGCGCAGCUUUUUCUCCGGAACCCAGGAGAGGAAGGUUCAGAGGAACGUCACCGUCCGGGGCUCCAGAUGCACCAAGCACUUCUUCUACAUGUUGGACAAGCACGACUUCCGGGACUCUGUAAGGGUAACCUUGGAUUUCAACCUUAUCAGUCCAGACAAUGGGCCCAUUCUGGACGAUUCGCUGCCCAGUUCAGUACAUGAAUAUAUCCCCUUCGCCAAAGACUGCGGGAACAAGGACAAGUGCAUCUCGGACCUCGCCCUGGGCGUCUCCACCCCGGAACACAGCCCGCUGCUCAUCCGGUCCCACAGCGACAAGUUCAACGUCAGCCUCACGGUCAGAAACAAGGGCGACAGUGCCUACAACACCAGGACCAUGGCGCACUACUCCCCGAACCUCAUUUUCUCCGGGAUCGAGGCUAUCCAAAAAGACAGCUGCGAAUCCAAUCACAACCUCACGUGCAAAGUUGGAUACCCGUUCCUGAGGAGAGGAGAAAUGGUGACUUUCAAAAUAUUAUUCCAGUUCAACACGUCCUAUCUCAUGGAAAAUGUGACCAUCCACUUAAGCGCAACAAGUGACAGCGAAGAACCCGAGGAAACCCUUUCUGAUAACGAGGUCAGCAUUUCCCUCCCAGUGAAGUACGAAGUCGGACUCCAGUUUCACAGCUCUGCCAGCGAAUACCAUAUUUCGAUUGAGGCCAAUGAGACGCUGCCUGAAGCUAUUAAUUCUACCGAGGAUGUUGGAAGUGAAAUUAAUAUCUUCUACUUGAUUGGGAAAAGCGGACAUUUUCCGAUGCCAGAACUUAACCUGUCGAUUUCAUUCCCCAACCUGACAUCAGACGGUUACCCUGUGCUGUACCCCAGUGGGUGGUCGUCUUCCAACAACGCACACUGCAGACCCGACGACCUUCGGGAUCCUCUUGGUCUCAACUCUGGGAAGAAGACGAGGAUGCUCAAGCCCGAGGAUGUCAAUCGAGACGCCAUUGUGGACUGCCGCGCGUGCAAGCUGGCCACCAUCACCUGCAGUCUGACCCCCUCUGACGCGAGCCAGGUGAACGUGUCCCUCGUCCUGUGGAAACCGACCUUCAUAAAGGCACGCUUUUCCAGCUUGAAUCUCACGGUGAGGGCAGAGCUUCGGAGUGGGAACUCGUCCCUGGUGUUGAGUCCUGGCAAUCAGAACAGGCAGCUUGCUAUUCAGAUAUCCAAAGACGCGCCGCCGGGCAGGGUGCCCCUGUGGGUGAUCCUGCUGAGUGCCUUCGCCGGCUUACUGCUGCUGAUGCUGCUCAUCCUGGCUCUCUGGAAGGUUGGAUUCUUCAAAAGACCACUAAAAAAGAAAAUGGAGAAAUGAAGUACUUCACAAGAGAAAAAAUAAUUAUUCAAUGAUUUAUUCUCAGGUUUGCCUCAUACAUGUGACAAGAAAUUUAUAAAUAUAAUUAAAGACAUAGUCACAUAAAUAUAUAUAAUCCAUCAGGGUUAAUCACUUGGAAAAUGACAGACCAAGGAAGAUCCAAAAACAAUACCAUUUAACCUUCUAUAAAAUGAUGAAAACUAUUUUUAAAUAUUAACUCAUUUUUGGAGUAUUUAAGCAAAAUUACAGUGUUUUGAAGAUACAGAAUACUUAUACAAAUAUGUUUAUAUAUUAAGUCACCAUUCAAAGUAUUUAAGGAGUGCAUUAAAAGAUUUUUAUCAUUGAAACAUUUACGUUCAGAACAACAUGAACUACGCUUUUUCUGUUGAUUCCUGAUGAAUAUAUGUCCAGCCUGACAGUUAACAUUGCAGUGAGACACAUUUCCCAGGCGGAGGCUGCCCUUGGACCGAAGUGAAACUAAAUGACAGAGAACACAUUCAGUACCUUUGUGCUGGAGUCAGCCCUGGGACAGUUUUCUUUCCAGAGUGUUUGGAAAAUAGUGUCAUUGAGCUGAAAUUCUAUCUGUGAUGGAAAAAUCAAGAUAGACUUAUUUAAAAGCAAGUGCACUGAAUGGACUAAUUUAAGCUUUUACAAAACGUGCUUAAUUUUGAUAUAGAGCUCCAAAGCUCAAGAUUCUUUUAUACUGAAAAAAAAGAAA